UUAGAGCAAUAAUGUUGUUAAUUCUCGUUAUAAUUUCCUUAUUAGUGGCAUUCAUAUAUGUAAAAUAUAAUAGUAAUUAUUGGAAGAAACGUGGAGUUGUUCAAGUUGAUGGGUUGUUAUCUAAAUUUAUUUGGAGUAAUCGAUCGAUAUCAGAAAUCUACAAGGAUUUAUGCAAUGAAUACGUAAAAGAUUCUUAUAUUGGAGUAUUUUUCGGAACAAAACCCGCACUCAUAAUUAAAGAUGUGCGCGACAUUCAAUACGUUAUGCAGGGGAAUUUCGAAAGUUUCUACAGUCGUGGUAUUAUAAGCAAUCCUAAUGAUAUUUUAGCAGAUAACGUUUUAUUUAUGAGUGAUUAUCGUCGCUGGAAACUGUUGCGGCACAAACUUUCGCCUAUAUUUACGAGUCUGAAGAUAAAAAACAUGUUUUACAUUAUGGAAAGAUGUGCUCGAGAUUUUGUUAAAUUUGUUGACAGUGACGAGUAUGUACCCGAUAACACUUUUAAUGCGUUGUAUACUUACACAACAGCUUGUAUUGGAGCUACAUUAUUUGGUAUCGACACUCAAACUAAGAAUACUAUGGAAUCCCCAUUCUUAGAAAUGACACGCGAAUCAAUUGAACCAUCUUUGGUCGGCAAUUUGAAGUUCACCCUUGCAAGCAUAUCACCGACUUUGUUUAAUUUGUUCAACUUAAAACAGUUUGGUAAAUACGAAGAUUUUUUCAUAGGCACUGUAAAGAGAGUAUUUGAAAGACGGAGAAAUGAUAAACAAAAAAGACAUGAUUUCGUUGACAUGUGUUUGGAAUUGCAAAAACAAGGAACAAUGAGAGAUCCCGUAACUGGUUACGAAAUAGAAGCAACGGAUGAAGUUCUAGCAGCACAAGCUUUCUUUUUCUUUUUAGCUGGUGUUGAUACAUCAGCUACAGUUAUGCAUUUUGCUUUACUUGAAUUGGCAAGUAACAAGGACAUAAUAAAUAAAGUUCAUGAAGAAAUUGACAGAGUUUUUAACGAAUGUGAUGAAAAAUUGACCUAUGAUGAUAUUGAUAAAUUAGAAUAUUUGGACAUGGUCAUGAGUGAAACAAUGAGAAAAUAUCCUCCAAUCGGUGCUAUUCAAAGGAGUUGUGCAAAGUCUACAGUUUUACCUACGGGGCAAGUAAAAGUUAUAAAAGACGAUAUUAUUGUAAUACCAAUUUUUGCGGUGCAUAGAGAUGAAAAGCUGUACCCUAAUCCAGAAGUAUUCGAUCCAGAACGUUUUUCAUCGGAAAAUAUAUCAAAAAUUAUUAAAUUUAGUUAUUUACCAUUUGGUGAAGGAAACCGUAUGUGCUUAGGAACAAGAUUUGCACGUGUACAAGUCAAGUCGGGCUUGGCGUGGCUACUUCGUAAAUACACACUGAAGGAGGAGAAAUAUGAACCAAGAUCGUUCGCACCCAGUUUUUUCAGUCUAAGGGAUAGUAGAGUUAAUUUCAAAUUAAUUUCUAGAAAUUAAUUUUUUUUUUGACUAAUAACCGCGAACUGUUUUUUGAAUCUCGAGUUGUUUUUUAGUUUAGGGACUCGUUAGAGAAGCAAUAGCGUCAGCAUUUUUGGUAUAAAAAACGGUUUUUCGAACGGCGUAUCCUUCAGGAAUUUUAUAUUUAUGUUUAGAUAAAGUAUUAUUCCUAUUCUACUUAUGUUUUUAUAUUUAUACAUAAAUAUAAAUAAUUUUUAUCAAUUUACUUAUUAUGUUACGUUAAAUAUACAUUCAAAUAUAAUAUUUACAUUAUAUUUAGUUAAUUGAUGUAAUAAUUAUUUUAUGUUCCUCUUAAAUAUUUUGAUGGUAUCAUGUAUAAUUGAAGAUUUUGUUUUUUUAACCAAAGAAAAACCAAAAAAAAAAUUAUAAUGUCGAUAAUGUCACGAAGAACUACUCACGAUUCCUUAGAUGUUCCAAAUUGUAUAUGUGUGCGUUGAAUGACUAAUCAACAGGACAUUGCCCCACCAAUUUUAUGUAUGUAAAAUAAAAAUAAAAAAAUAUAUAUUGAUACUUUUUUAAAAGUGUGCGAGAAAAGUUUUUAAAUGUGUGUCAUUCUUGUACAUUUGAUUUUUUAGGCGGAAAAAGCUACAUCUAGAUUAACAGAUACGCAGUGAUGGCAAACUUAAAAUUCCAUAUUUCGUUACAUUGCGUUUUGUUCUCUUCCAUUCCGAUCCAUUCUAUUACAUUGCAUUUUUUUCUAUUCAAUCAACAAGUUAAAUUAUAUUUUUACACGCAUAGAUCAUCGUUAAACAUUAUCUAGUAUAGUCCGAUCUAUUGGGACAGAUUUAUUUUCAAUUUAACAUUUUCCUGUAAGGUUGCCAUCAUUUACGUACAAGAACGAAUGGCUAAGGGACACUAAAAACCUCGAAGGGACUGGAGGAAAUGGUUUUUUUUUCUGUUAAAUAAAAAUUUAUUCGAAAUCAA
Messenger RNA from Nymphalis io (European peacock), 2426 nucleotides. Its product is annotated as cytochrome P450 6B7-like. Lineage: Eukaryota; Metazoa; Arthropoda; Insecta; Lepidoptera; Nymphalidae. The record is from RefSeq and is a predicted model, not a curated record. Gene Ontology annotation, molecular function: monooxygenase activity; oxidoreductase activity, acting on paired donors, with incorporation or reduction of molecular oxygen; heme binding. The coding region runs from base 12 to 1481 and encodes 489 amino acids. The transcript has 2 exons.